Messenger RNA from Akanthomyces muscarius, 972 nucleotides. RefSeq lists its product as uncharacterized. Bases 1 to 972 code for a protein of 323 amino acids. The transcript is spliced from 3 exons. Gene Ontology annotation, molecular function: L-2-aminoadipate:2-oxoglutarate transaminase activity; pyridoxal phosphate binding. NCBI's taxonomy places the organism in Eukaryota, Fungi, Ascomycota, Sordariomycetes, Hypocreales, Cordycipitaceae. Gene Ontology annotation, biological process: biosynthetic process. The record is from RefSeq and is a predicted model, not a curated record.
AUGCUAUCAUCUCGCUUGCGGCAUCUUCGAGGACUCGGGCUUCGCAGAGAAGAUAGAAAUAACAGGGACCAAAAGCCCUUUAAGCUUCGCUCGGCAGACCGCAAACUGUACAGACAUCUAAUCUACACCGUUCCGACUUGCUCUAAUCCUUCGGGCGUCACCAUGUCCUUGGAGAGGCGGGAAGGCCUCAUCAAGCUUGCGCGAAUGUACGACGCUCUCAUCAUUAGCGACGACGUUUACGACCUCCUGCAAUGGUCGACGGUUAUACCAGUGACGACGCGCGAUCGACGACCUGAGAUGAGACUCCCACGCCUCUGCGACAUUGAUCGCGCCUUGGGGCCCUGUGUCGACGACCCUCACGGAUUUGGCCACGCCGUCAGCAACGGCUCUUUUAGCAAAAUCGCUGGCCCAAGCCUACGCACCGGCUGGGCUGAAGCCUCGCCAGCGUUUAUUACGGGCAUCGCGCACGCCGCAUCCACACGAUCGGGCGGCGCGCCUAGUCAGCUCUGUGCGGCAAUGCUGGCGGACAUUAUAGGAACUGGGCAGCUGCAAGGAUUCGUGGACGAGACAGUGCGACCUGCUCUGCAGCGACGCCAUAGGCUAAUGAUGGAUGCGAUUCACACGCACCUUUCGCCACUGGGUGUGAAAGUGCGGGCGAGCAGCCUCAGAGGUUACGACAUUUCUGGUGGUUAUUUUGUGUGGCUGGAUGUGAGCAGUGAAUUUUCGACAAACUUCAUCGCCGACAUGUUGAGAUAUGAGGAAGACAUCGUCAUUGGCCAUGGUCAAAUGUUUGCCGUACAUGGGGACGAUAAAAGUGCAAAUUUCGCCAAAUGUAUUCGCCUCAGUUUCUCCUGGGAAGCAGAGGAAGAUAUUGCGGACGGUAUCAAGCGGAUUGGCCAGAUGCUUUUGCGGAUGAACGAGAAAUCGAAGUAUUAUCUUGAGCUAGCAUCUACUUUGAGGGGCCAGGAGUAA